Messenger RNA from Myxocyprinus asiaticus (Chinese sucker), 8389 nucleotides. RefSeq names its product protein FAM193A-like. NCBI's taxonomy places the organism in Eukaryota, Metazoa, Chordata, Actinopteri, Cypriniformes, Catostomidae. The coding region runs from base 165 to 4679 and encodes 1504 amino acids. The record is from RefSeq and is a predicted model, not a curated record. The transcript is spliced from 23 exons.
UUGGAAUUUGAAGUCUUACACUGUGAGCAGGUCGGCAGGCUCCUACAUUAUAUCUGUUAAAAACACAUAUACUUCUCCUGUACCCUCAGCGCCAGCGCUUGUAUUGCACCCGAGACCCUGCUGGUAGUGGACGGAACGCUGUCUGUGUAUUUUGCGGGCUAGAAAUGAGUCCUACUGACGCCAAACGCGGAACGAAGCGCAGGAAGAAUAAGCGGGGUGGCGGCGCAGGCGCAGGGAAGGCCGGAGCUCCGCCAACACCCUCCAGCAGCGCCGCACACGGAGACCCGAGCACCAUCCCCUGCCUCAAAGGAGAGGUUCCACUGAAUGGCGCACCACAGUUUUCAGAAGGGCCAGUGAACGCUGACUUCUCGGGAGUCCUUCAGAACCCGUUCACUUUCGGGGUGAACCAGAGGGCCCCCUACACCACAAGUGACCGUUGCCUGCUAUGUCGAAGUGAACGCAAGGACACCAUCUCCCAGGAUAUGGGAGGAUCCGGGCAGAAUGGCACCUCCCAGUCACCCAAAUCUCCCAGUGCCAUGCAACUGCCUCUGUACGUCUGCUCCGACUGCAAACGCACCGUGGAAAAGGACGACCGCCAACACACCUUCGACCAGUCUCUGUUGAAUCAGGACUUCUUAUUACACAUGCCAGUGGGUAAUGGCGGUUUGUCCCAGGAGCCUAUAGGGGCCGGAGGGAGACUGACUGUUGGAGCUCCUACAUUGCCCGCACCAGAUCUCAGCACUCCCCUUACUGCAGACACAGUGUGUAGCUGUGAGGCCUGCUAUGAGCGGAGGGAGAUCACAGCUGAGUCAGAGCGAGAGUCACAGCAGCUGCAGAAUCACUGGUCUGAAGUGCGAUACCUGGUCAGAUGCAUUUAUCGUCAGACAGGGACUCCGCUGGCUGACGAUCAGGAUCAGCCUCUUGACCGGGACAAAGAGAGCAUGAAGGAACUUGUUGACAGGCUCUGUGAGAAGGAUCCCUAUCAGUUAUAUCAGCGUCUGGAGCAGCAGGCGAGGGAGUAUGUGUUAGAGAUGAAGGUGCGACUACUCAAGCAUCUGUCCGUAGGCUCAAAGGUGACCGGUGCCACGGCCCAGGGGCCCCCACAGGCCCACCAGUUCAUCUCACUGCUGCUAGAGGAAUACAACGCACUCUGCCAGGCCGCCCGCACCAUCAGCAGCUUCCUGUUCACUCUGGAGAACGAGCAUUUACAGAAGUUCCAAGUUACAUGGGAGCUCCAUAAUAAGCACCUUUUUGAGAACCUUGUGUUCUCUGAACCUAUCCUGCUCAACAGUCUACCUGCUUUAGUGGCCCAGCUCAGGCAGGGCACAACAUCCCAUGACUCAUACAGUGAGGAUAUGUACCGUAUGCUGCUGGGGAGAUACCAUCAGCUGGACCAGGAGAUGAGUGCAGUGGCUCUAGAAUGGCUGGAGUGCGAGAAGAGGAUUGAUGACUAUGUCGAUGAGCAGUUGCUUUUCAAGGUUGAAGGUCAGAAUCUCACAAAUCAAAGGACAGAACCACAUAAGUCAUUAAUUAAUAGAAAUACGUCUUUAAGAAAUAAGCAAUGGAUGCUCAAAGAAGAUGCAGAGAUCUUCAAACAGAAAAGGUUUUUUGAAGAGCAGUUCUUACCGAACAGUAAGAAGUCUCAUGGUGGUGACCGUAAGUUCACAGACACAGUGAAACAGAUGCUGUCCUCCAGACUGAGCAUCCCAGACUGUCCCAACUGCAACUAUCGACGAAGAUGCACCUGUGAUGACUGCAGCCUGUCUCACAUCCUCACCUGUGGCAUCAUGGAUGCCCCUAUGGCAGAGGACCUGCAUCUGAAGCUGCCCCUGCACGCAGAGCCUCCUCGGGACUACCUGUCAGAGGUGCACCCCCCUAGCAUGUCAUCGGGCAGCUCAGGUUCAGGCUCUGCCCCAGGCUCCCCCAUCACCAUACAGCAGCACCCGCGCCUCAUCCUGCCACCGGAUGGCACCACCACAUUUGAUGAUGAAGUGCCUCCGUUGUCUGCCAUCUAUCCUCUGAGUGGGUACGAGGACCCUGCAGUGGUGGCCAGCAUUAAUGGCAUCCACAGCCAGCUUAGUGGAGGGGAAGAGAGCGUGACCCUUAAAGAUAAAUCUCCACGGGGGAGCAGCAGCAGUAGUAGUUCCUCUGAAGGUGAUGAGGAGGAAGGGGAGAGUGGUGGGGAGCCUCCAGGCCAGAAGGUAGCACUCUCAGGAGGGAAAAAUAACUGUCCUCCUCCAUCAUACCCUCACACACAGGUGGAGCAGGUACAGCAUCCUUGCGAGUGUCAUGUGUGUAAUCAGGGCUCUGGGGACUGUAGCCCCUCCAGCAUGAGCUCCACCUGUCUGCCUAACAGCAGGCUGCACGCAGGGGGGCACCAUUUCUUCUCAGAGAAGACGCCAGCCUACCCUGCCCUCCACCUCUACCCCAACAUCCACGGCCAUCUCCCCCUACAUAACCUUUCCCACCUGCCCAGACCACUGCUACCCACUCUCUACUCCACCCCUCCGCUCACACACAGCAAGACUCUCCCUCCCAACCCCACGUCCAGUCACACAGGCGUGAAGCAGCAAGUUUUCAAUCCCAGCCUACCAGAACAUGUCUACCAGAGCUGUUUCAGCACGGCGGGGGACUGGAAUGGCUCUUUGCCAUUCCCCUCGCUCAAGCUAGAGAGCCUCUGGGACACGCACAUGAUGAAAAACUGGAACCCUUCAGUGCUGCUCCAGGAGCCACUACCUGGUGACAUGCUGGGCCCUCCCCUUCCCGACAUGCCCCUUCUGUCCUCCAGUUUGGACCCUACUGCCACCCCCCACCCUGCCCCAGACGGCAAAGAGAAGAAAAAUGGCACUAAAAAGAAGUGUCUCUUCAACUACCAAGAUGCCUUCAUGGAGGCCAGUGAAGUGGUGAUGGCCACUUCCUCUGCCACCUCUUCUGUCUCCAGUAACCCCACCACUGUCCAAUCGAAUGAUGUUUUCCAUAAUUUAGGUAAAGAGGACCAUAGACAUCCGACUCCUGUUGCGCCUAGGAAUAGCCCCACCAGUCUUGCAUCUCUCCCCCCUCUCUGCGGAACCUCACACCCCUCUGUCCCCAGCACACACCUGCCCAGUAUAGGCACCCAGCCCUUCCCAAAGACUGUAACUCAGACCCCAGGCUUCAUGGACAUCCAUCAAGGUCUGUGCUUGUCAUCUGGUGAGCAGCCAUCAGUCCCCGUCGAAGGUCUUGUCAGUGGUCCAAAUAGUGUUUGCAGUGAUCCAGACUGUGAGGGUCAUCGCUGUGAAGGGAAUGGAGGCUAUGAGCACCAGCCUUAUGAAGGGGAGGAGAGCCCAGAUGAGGAUAGCAGCUCGGAGCAUAGCUCCUCCACAUCCACCUCCACCAAUCAGAAGGAAGGAAAGUACUGCGACUGCUGCUACUGUGAAUUCUUUGGUCACGGAGGGCCACCUGCUGCACCCACCAGCAGAAACUAUGCAGAGAUGCGGGAGAAGUUGCGACUCCGACUGACUAAGCGGAAGGAGGAACAGCCUAAGAAGGAAGAAUUGCUGCUGGAGCGGGAUGGGGUGGAGGAUCAUCGCAAGGUGGAAGACCUACUGCAGUUCAUCAACAGUGCAGACAACAAACCAACUAGCAGCUCCAAAGCAGCCAAACGUGCCCGCCAUAAACAGAAGAAGCUGGAGGAGAAAGCCCGUCUAGAGGCAGAGGCUCGGGAACUGGAGUUACAGCAGCAGAUUCUGAAGGAACAGAGGAGGCGGCAGCAGGAGGAGGAGGCAGCACUCAAGCAAGAGCUGCUCCGUCUGCAGGAAAUGCAGCAGUUGCGUGCAUCCAAAAAGAAAAAGGACAACAAAGCCAAGGAGGCAAUUAAGUCUGAAAAUCCUCCUCUUGUUCCAACAACCAACAACCCUCAGCCUCUUCGGCAGACAGCACAGAGUGUUUUGGAAAAGAAUAUGCAGAACGGCAAAAACAGGCUCCUGCAUAGUCUCAUCUGCCUUGGUCCUAAAGAGCCUUGUCUAGAGCUUGAACCCCCCAUCAGUGGGAAGAAUGGUGCAUCCCAGCAGCCAAGCCCAAAGACCUGCAAAGAGAGGCCUUCUGAGCCUCCUGCCCUCCAGAAUGACACCUCCUCCCACCCAGAGUCAACCCACAACAAGGCAAAACCCAAACAGCAACCCAAUGGCUCCAGAACCAAUGGUGAGUCCACCAAGAGGCCGGCUGAGACCUUUAAAGCUCCAGAGCAUCCAAAAGCUGGGAAUGGGCCCAGCUCUCAAACUGACACCAAAGCAAAGCAAAGAACAUUGGAAGAGUCAGCAAAUGAGCUCAAAAAGGAGGAGAGGACUAAUGGAACUAAACAGCAGAAUGGAGGGAAAGAUGAGAGGAACUCUCCUGUUAUUGAGUCUCCAGCUGUAGACCCUCCUCAGCAAAACGGCAAAGGCCUUAACAAUGAGUCCCCUCAGCCCAAAGGCAAGGUCAAGAAGAAUAAGAAGAAAAAAGGAGAUAAGAUGAAUAACUCAAUCGAUGAUGUAUUUCUGCCCAAAGACAUAGAUCUAGACAGUGUAGAAAUGGAUGAGACAGAGCGUGAGGUGGAAUAUUUCAAAAGGUUCUGCUUGGACUCAGCACGACAGACAAGACAGAGGUUGUCCAUCAACUGGUCCAAUUUUAGCUUGAAGAAGGCCACAUUUGCUGCCCAUUAAUGGGUCUUCCUUUCAUGAGACAAUGGCAGGAAUCCAAAAGCGUUCCUCCCGAUUCUUCUCUCUCCCAUGUUCAUACAGACUGACUGCUGACCCCAGUGCUGCUAUGCUUCAACCGCUCCUCUGGUCUACAUUAUCCAUGCUGCCUUGCCUUGUCCUUGUUGUUGUGGGUUCCUCAAAGAACCCAAAAUGGGCUUAUAUUCCUGCAGUACAUCUGGAGAAGAAAAAAAUAGCAAAGUCAAAAGAAACCACAAAAUGCUACUCUAUUUUAUUUUUUUUUUUCUCUCUCUCUGAGUUUUUUGUUUUGUUUUUCCCUAUUUAUUUUUCAAGCAUGUGUGCUUUUUGUCAGUGAGUGGAGCAUUUCUCUGAGGUCUAUGCCAUGUUCUGGGUUUUCUCUGGCCUUCACAGUUGUCAAGAUGCUUUAUGUACUUUAGGAUGAAGGCACUGCAUAAAAGACAUGCUUAAAGAAAAAAGAUGAAUUGAAAAAAAAUAUAUACUUUUCAAAUCAACUGUGGCUUUGCUCACCUUUGCACCUAGCACUGCACCUCCUCACAACUCCUUGUCAAGAGAAUCGGACUGGUCAGCUUCACUUCAUUGCUCUCUCUCUCUCCCUUUAUCGGGAGAGCGGCUAAUACUUGACAAUGUUCACAUCAGUUUUUAAGUUCCAUUUAAAAAUUGUUCAAUUUUUUUUCUCUUUUUUUCCAAGCUUGUAUCAGAAUACUUUCAAAAAUCAAAUUGAAAAGAACAAUACUCACACUAUCAAUCUGUUAUAGAGUGUAUAUUGUAUUAACACUGAAGCCAGACUGGCUACUUUUUAACAUAUUGUUAAGUAAUAUUAAAAUCUUGCCUUUCUUUUUGAAAGAUGGAAUACAGUAGAGUGGCAGGAUCUUUCUGUGUCAAUGUCUUUUUUCCCCAUUUGGGGUCAAAUCCUGUGGUUGCCUGGUUUUAGACUAGCACUUACCAAAUUCCUAUUCUUGUCCAAUAAAGGGGGAAGUACAAAAACGAUUGCAGAUCAACAUAAAAGGAGCACCGUAACCCCUUAUUUGCAUGACUUGGCACCUUGAUUCGGGACCGUCCCUGUAAUUCUGGUAAGAACAUGUGCACGUGAAACACCACAAUGCCAUUUUCACUCAAUGUGUACAGUUUUACACUGGCUUCAUCCAUUUGGAAAACAAUCAUUAUAUUUGUUGUAGCAAUAACAAUAGAUUAUUUUAUAAAAAAAAAUUGUCAUGAAUAGUUUGAGCUUAUUUUUUUGCUUGAUCUUAUUACAGUGUGAAAGGAAUGAGCAAGGUUCAAGCUAUUGUUUUCUCACUAAUCUUUGAAACCAUUUUUUCCAAUCCAAACUAUAAAGAAGUGCUGCUUCAUUUACUUAGAGGUGAAAGCCUGUUGAAGGGGGUGCAGUUAAGUUGCACCUUAAAUUCAAACGAAAGUAGUAAAAGAAUUUAAGAUUUUAUCACAUAACACUACUUUUUUGGCAUUGUGUCCUUUUGCCCUAGUGAAUGCAGAUUGGCACAAAGGUGAUGUUUAUGUUGGCUACUGCAUUUCUCUGAAAUUGUUGCCUUCAGCAUGUCUCCUGAGUGGGAGAAAAUUUGUUUGUAAAAUAUUUAGGGUGUUUAAGGAAUGUUCUGAAUUCAGUACAAAUUAGGCUCAGUUGAAAGCAUUUGUGGCAUAAUUGUGAAAAUCCCAGGAGAUCAGCAGUUACAGAAAUACUCAAACCAGCCCAUCUGGCACCAACAAUCAUCCAUGCGAUUAUCUAAACAGCCAAUCGUGUGGCUGCUGUGCAUAAAGUCAUACAUAUACGGGUCAGGAGCUUCAGUUAAUGUUCACAUCAACCAUCAGAAUGGGGAAAAAAUGUGAUAUCAGUUAUUUGGAGCAUGGUAUGAGUGUUGGUGCCAGAUGGGCUGGUUUGAGUAUUUCUGUAACAGCUGAUCUCCUGGGAUUUUCAUGCACAACAGUCUCUAGAAUUUACUCUGAAUGGUGCCAAAAGCAAAAAACAUCCAGUGAGGGGCAGUUCUGUGGAUGGAAAUGCUUUGUUGAUGAGAGAGGUCAACAGAGAAUGGCCAGACUAGUUCAAACUGACAAAGUUUACGGUAACUCAGAUAACCACCCUGUACAACUGUGGUGAGAAGAACAUCAUCCCAGAAUGCUAUUCUGAGAUGCAGGUUGGCGCUGUUUUGGCAGCAAAAAGGGGACCUACACAAUAUUAGUCAGGUGGUUUAAAUGUUGUGACUGAUGUAUAUUGUUUACAUCUUGUGGCUAUACUUAUGAAACGGUGUGUGUUUUUGGACUGGCCCCAUUCAUGUCUAUUGGUGCCUUACUGUAACCACAGUUUUUAAAUAAACAAGGUUAAUCAAUAUUAUUAUGACACAAAUGCUGUUGAUUGAGCUUAACUUGUAUUGAGCCUGGAAUAUUCCAUUGAAGUCAGCAUGAAAUAAAAAUUUUGUUUAAAUGAAAAACACGCAAUAAAAUCAGCACACUGUUGCUCCCAAAUAAAUUUAAUAAGCUCACCAAACGAUAUACUGUAUGAAUAUGAUGUUUGAACUACAUGCUCUUCAUCAAGUCUGAUGGAGGAAAAAAAAUGUUUGUGCCCAUAAUCUUUUACCAAACUGUUAUAGCUUGCUCCACCUCUAAAACUUCUUAACCUUUUUGACUGAUAUCAACAAGUUCUCUAAUUUUUCAACUUCUUCCCCUCAACCACUUAUUGCCUCAUUUUGGUAUAGAACUGCCACUUUUCACAGUUCCAGUUCAUCAAUUCCUGUUCAGUGAAUCAAUUCCUGCCCUUUUUGUCUAUUAUUGGAAUUGUUUGAAAUAACCCAUUGCAUUAUAGCCUUGCAACAUUUACUGUGCAUACUCAAAAGAAAAUACUCUUUGAUUUCUAAUGAUCAAUGACUGUUCUUGGUCUCAAAAUGUUACAUUUGAUGUAAGAGACAUAUGAUCACUUUAGGUAUUAUAUUGGGACUUCGAUUUCAGCUGUUGAAGUAGAAGGCAUUCAUGCACAAUGUGAUUGUAAAUGCUUGGUUUUUGGUUUUAGCCACUCAUUUGGAAGCCUCAGUUUUCAUGUUCAGAAUAAUCUCCAUUGCUUUCUAAUAAUAUCUUCAAGGUGAAUAAUUUGUCUGAUGGUGGAACAUCCCCUCUGACACAAUUUUGAAGUUCUGAUAAUUUUGAAAUUCACCUUGCCCUAUCAGACUCCUCAUAUUUUCCGGUUUGAAUCCUCCUUGUUUGGGAAUUUUGGAGUGAUAUGUUAAUGAGACAGAACAAUCUGAGAUUCUAAGAAAUGAGUAAGAUUUGCUCAAUCCAUUCUGGUGACCCCUUUUGUGGACCUCUGAAGAAGUGCACUAAAACUGAGACAACUGUAAUUUAUAAACAUGUUGACAUUGAACAGUCAGAUGAUAGAUUUUACUUGGUCUAUUUUAAACUCAGAAACAGAGUAGCUUGAAACCUUUAUAAGAUUUUGGCUUCACACUUCAAAAGUGCAACAAAAAGUGACAAGAUUACCUCACUCUUCAUCAAAAAGUGUUGGAAUCACAGUUAUAAAUGGGAGGAAGGGCAUAUUUUUAAUCUUAGAAACCACUUAAGGACUAUUUCUGAACUCGAGACUCCCACGGAAAGGGAACUUUUGUCACUAUCCGUCAUCAUCAGUCUUUGUUUUAUGCAGGGCUUCUUUUUUUUUUUUUUUUUCACUUCCUGCCAAAAAACUUUUUUGCUCUGGUGGA